Molecule: messenger RNA, 2939 nt
Organism: Eucalyptus grandis
Lineage: Eukaryota; Viridiplantae; Streptophyta; Magnoliopsida; Myrtales; Myrtaceae
Product: QWRF motif-containing protein 2
Exons: 6
Coding region: 274-2325 (683 amino acids)
Biological process (GO): centrosome cycle; spindle assembly
Cellular component (GO): centrosome; cytoplasm; nuclear microtubule
Molecular function (GO): microtubule binding
Source: RefSeq, a predicted model, not a curated record
GCCCUCGAAAUCUCGCCCAAAACAACGCUUAAAACCACUCCACUCUUCCACUCACUCUCUCUCUCUCUCUUCCGGCCAGUCGUAACGGUCAUCUCCGAUCGCGCUCUCCCUCGAUUCUCGCGACGACAUCCUCUCUUCCACACCGACGUUCCCGUCGGAUUCUGCUGCUCCGGAGUCGGCUCAGCUCCCUCUUGAUGGUGGCUUGAUUUGCAGGGAGCCGCGGUUCCUCUCCCCGUCGCAUGUGAUUCCGGGGGCCGGCUUCCACCGCGCGCGAUGGUGGCUGCAGUUUCGACGCCGGUGAACCCUAAUAAGGCGGCUGCGGCGGCGGCGGCGGCGGCGGCGGCGGCGAGGGCGGCGGGUCGAGGAGGAGCAGGAGGAGGAGGCGGUGCGGGUCGCGCGAGGCCUUCGAGGCCGCCGCUGCUGCCUUCCGAGCCGGACAAUGCGCUCGCCCCGCGCCGGCCUAAGGGCCGAGAGGUCACUUCUCGCUACCUGUCCUCCUCCGCUUCUUCUACCACGACGAAUACUACUACUACGACUACCACCACGUCUUCUUCCGUUUCGUCCACGUCCUCUUCCGCGUCGUCUUGCUCCUCCUCCAGGAGGUGCGCGUCGCCUCUGGUUUCGAGGACGGCGGGGGCGGCGACGCCGAGCUCCGCGGCGGCUAGGCGGUCCCAGUCGGCGGAGAGGCGACCGGCGACGCCCCGGCCUAACACGGCUGAUUCGAGGGGCCGCGGCGGCGGGAAGGGCGGUGAGAUGACCGCGGCGCAGAAGUUGCUGUUCACUUCCGCUCGGAGCUUGUCCGUGUCGUUCCAGGGAGAGUCGUACUCGCUUCCGGUCAGCAAAGCGAAGUCUGCGCCGGCUCCGAGCAGCACGAGGAAAGGGACGCCGGAGAGGCGGAAACCUGUGAGCGCAGCGACUCCGCGGAGGGAUCAUUUCGAGAAUUCUAAGCCGGCGGAGAAGCAGAGGUGGCCGGGAAGGUCGAGACAGGAGAAUUUCCUGAGCAGGAGUGUGGAUUUCGGUGACGAUAGAAGGAGGACGGGUGGAUCUAGGGGGAAUGUAGUGAGGGCAUUGCAGACAUCAAUGAUGAUCGACGUUAGGGCUUCACUGGAUGGACGAUUGCGUGACUCUGAUUCAAGUGAUCAUGUGCUGGGAAAAGCUAACGAGGUGAACGGUCAAAGAGAUUCAGGUUUGGAAGUAUCCAACGGACGCACCGACUGUAGUUCUUCUGAUAAUGAGAGUGUGUCUUCUGGUAGCACUAAAGGAGGAGUUCAGGAAUGUGAUGGUGGACAAGAACAGAAUGGGCCUAGAGGAGUUGUGGUGCCGGCAAGGUUUUGGCAAGAGACAAUUAACAGGGUGCGACGUCAACCGGAGGUCGGCACCCCGUUGUUGACUAGCCCCGUGCUAAAAAUGGGCUCCACACCAAAACUUGUCGUGCCUAAGAAGCCUGGUUUCGAUAGCCCAGUCUCUUCUCCGAAAGGGCUUAUGAGUUGCCGGGGACAGGCAUCUCCCAUCCGUGGGGCAGUUCGACCAGCAUCGCCUAGUAAACUUACUCAUUUGGCGGUAUCAUCCCCUAGAGGACUAAGCCCCUCUUGGGCGAGGAAUGCUUUGGCAGGAACUCCUCAUGAUAUUAGUGCGAAUAAUAUACCUUCCAUCUUGAGUUUUGCUGCUGAGGCUAGGAGAGGGAAGAUUGGGGAGAACCGUAUAGUUGAAGCGCACGUUUUGAGAUUGCUGCAUAACCGUCUUUUGCAAUGGCGUUUUGUGAAUGCCAGAGCAGAUGAAGCACUGACUGUCCAGACAUUGGAUGCAGAGAGAAGCAUGUACAGUGCCUGGAUGAGCAUCUUCAAGCUUCGAGAAUCUGUUAAAGCCAAAAGAAUCGAGUUACAGUUGCAGAGGCAAAUUCUGAAGUUAACCUCUGUUGUCCAUGGACAAAUUAGAUAUUUGGAAGAAUGGGCUUCAAUGGAUCAGGACUACUCAAAUUCUUUGUCAGGAGCCAAUGAAGCCUUGCGGGCUAGCACUCUUCGCCUUCCUGUCAUUGGAGGGGCAAGGGUUGACCUACAGAAAAUGAAGAAUGCUAUUUCUUCGGCAGUUGAGGUAAUGCAGACCAUGGCGUCCUCCAUCUGCUUAUUUUCUUCAGAGGUUGGGAAUGUUAACGAUCUCAUAGCUGAACUCGCGAGGGUAACAUCACAAGAGCGUGGCAUGUUGGAUCAAUGCAGAGAUUUCUUGUCAACGAUUGCUGCCAUGCAGGUAAAUGAAAGUAGCCUGAGAACCCACCUUUUACAAGUACAGUUUGCACCCUCAACCUCAAGCUUUUCAGCGGAAACAUGAUACUGAUACUGUUUGAAGCUAACAUCUCACAACAGUACUACGAUUUGGCAAUUCGGGGGUAAAAAACAGCAUGGAACAUUCCGUUUUGGCUACUGGAACCAAAGAGCUUAACUUUCGUCUUUUCUUUGGGAUGAUGAUCCAUGGGAAGAAGAAGGCAUGUGGCGACGGGCAUUACGAGUGUGCCAGAGCAAGGGCCGUGGUUUCAACAUCUAGUCUAGGUUCUAGGUUCUACACGGAUUGUCUAUAGGUUACAAGGAAGUGUAUAUAAGUGAUGUUUCCUUUCGUUUUCUAGAGCUGGCCUGGGAACAGAAAAAGAAUGGAGAGGAAAUACAGACGUGUAGUCGGUUGCUUCUUUUUCUGCUCUCUAGGGUACUUGCCGCAUAGAUCUUCGGCAUGUUUUGUAAAAAGCAUAUACAGUAGUUCAUUGUGAAGUUGCAGUCCUCAGAGAUUUUGUGCCUAUAGUCUUUGGAGGCAAUCUCCAUGUGUAUUAGCGGCUCUAAUCACUUCAUAGUUUCGCCUUGACCAAGGCCAUAGAAUUUCAUUUACCUUAAUCUUUCUCAUUGCCUUUUGAAUGUUAUAGAAUCAUCGACAUGAAUAAGAUCUUACAUACCACA